GCGUGUCCCACCGAGCCCUGCCCCGCUCACUGACCCCGGCUGGCAGCCACACAGGAUUCCCGCCCCUCUCGGAAAGCAAAAUAUCCUCCUGAUCACCGGGAUGUUGUUUCCCAGUCAGAGGAGGCGGAGUCGGAUUUCCACACACCGUCCGAUCUUGAUUUUGCACUAAGUUCCUCAAAAGUGAAGCUGAAAAGUGCAGAAGUGUGACUAAAGUCGGCGAAUUUUAUCCGAUUUGUUUAUCUAAUCAGAACCCAGGGGCAAGUCGGUGCCAGGGUAUCCUGCGUUCGCGAGCCUUUCAAUGGGAAGCGUUCAGCUAGACGAUUUCAUCGCUGGAUGGAUCGGAGGAGCGGCGAGUGUGAUCGUUGGCCAUCCCCUCGACACAGUAAAGACUCGCCUGCAAGCUGGUCAUGGUUACACUAACACAGUCCAAUGUGCGCUGAAGAUAUUUAAAAACGAACACAUUGCUGGUUUCUUCAAAGGUCUGUCCUUUCCGUUAGCCAGCAUCGCAGUGUACAACUCGGUGGCGCUCGGUGUCUAUGGCAAUGCUCAGAGGGUCAUUUGUCAUUAUCGUUACGGUGAGGAGAGCCACCGAGGUCCGGCACUGACUGAUGUGGCUGCUGCGAGUGCUGUGGUGGCUCUCGUCACGGUUGCAAUCGGUGCUCCGGUAGAUCUGGUCAAGAUAAGGCUACAGAUGCAAACACAGUCUGUAGGGUCAGCUAAAUUAAGUUUGGUUGGUGCUGGUUCCAUUCACUCGCUUGCACUGAAUAAUCAGCCUCUGUACAGGGGGCCCGUGCACUGCAUUAGCAGAAUCCUGCAGAAAGAAGGAAUUGCUGGACUGUACCGAGGGGUCGGAGCCAUGUAUCUCAGGGAUAUUCCAGGAUACUGUUUGUAUUUUGUUCCCUACAUGUUGCUGUGUAACUGGAUGAUGCCUGAGGGGAAUACAACACCUAAUCUAUAUUCUGUGUUGCUGGCCGGUGGUGUGGCAGGAACGAUUUCAUGGGGUACUGCAACUCCCAUGGAUGUUGUCAAAAGUCGUCUUCAGGCUGAUGGAGUUAACGAAAGAAGGUACAAGGGAAUAUUACACUGUAUUCAACAGAGUUACCAAAAGGAAGGGUUAAAUGUAUUUUUUAAAGGAGCAGCUGUGAAUGCUGUUCGUGGAUUCCCAAUGAGUGCAGCCAUGUUUCUGGGAUAUGAAUUCACACUGAAAAUCCUACGAAGUCAAUAAGCAGAAUGUAAUGUUUCUUUCCUGACAUUCGUCAAAAUUAUCCAGUUGCAUCAUUCUUCGCCUCAACCAACAAUUGGUUAGAUAUAUGAGCAAAAUUAUUCUGUUAUCUCCUAUGUUCCUGAUGUCAACACUCUUGACAGAAAUACUUACUAUUGGACAACACUGAAAUUCUCCCGGAUGGUGGUGUAUUUCAAAAUUUAUAUGCAGUGUUCCCUGGGAAGUCAAACAACUGAACUUCAACCAACAAACUUCUGGUUUUCCACUGACAUGCUGUGUAUUCAAGUAAAAGAUAUUUGACUAAAUAUGAAAUAGGAAAAAAAUUCAGAAGCUAGUUUGAAGUAUUAAGGGUGGAGGUAGUGGAUGAGGAAAAAGUGCCAUUGGUUUGCAGGAGGAUAUAUUUUUCAGCAGAAUAGCCUGAGGGAACUUCAUAAAAUCAUACUGCUCAGGAUUAUUCUGUUGGUCCUCUGCAGCUCUUUAAAUGAGCAACCCAGUUAAUUCCACUAUCCUGCUCUUUCCCCAUUCCCUGACUUUUUUUUCAUAUAUUGUACAACUAUUUACCAAAUGUAUAAUUAGCUGAAAAACCUUCAUGGAUGAUCAAUGAAAGGGGAAUCUUCAGACUCUUUGCAGAUUCAGAUUCAGUUUUAGUUUAUUGUUUUAUACACCAGGAUGUCUUGUUCGUGUGAAGUUUAUGGUGUAAAGAACGUAAUAAAUGCAACACUAUGUACAGUAUUGAGCGCAGAACAACAGAAUGGUGCAAAGAAAAUGCAAUCUAAAGUAGUGCAAAAAGAAAUGCUAAAGUGGGGGUUCCCAACCUGGGGUCCCCUCAGUUAAUGAUAAUCCUCCAUGGCAUAAAAAGGUAGUGAACCCCAGUGCUAAAAUGACAAUAGCUGAAUAACUAAGAGUAACAAUUAAUAGACCAAGGGAAGUGGGAUGUGAGAGAGGUGAUUUGUUUGGAAAUCUGUUCUUGGAAUUGGUCUAGGCUUUCAAGCUAAUUUGUCAUUUGUGUACACCACAGACUAGUUGUGGCUGAUGACUUUGGAUGGAACCAACUCCCUGACAUACUAAGCCAAUACAUUUUGUUUUGCUAAUUUGAGUUUAAAUGGGUGCACAGGCACUGCACAGAAGCCCAAUUUUAUUCUAUUGUGUGACAAGCCACUUUCUGCUGCCAAGUAAUUAGUACAUCAUUGUUUCCAUGUGCUAAAAUGCAAUUGUGGGUAUUUGGAGAUAGGGUUGCUAUUUCUGAAAUAGAGAAGUUAUUAAUCACAGGAAGUUAUUUUUAUCUAUAUUCUAUUCUGGAGCACAAGUCAAAGGCCACUGUGAUUAUGUUAACUUAUGUAUUUUGUUCACAGCUAAUUAUGAUGAACCAUAAGAAAAAAGAAUGAGAUUAUUUAAAUAUAUUCGGGUGAAAUAUGUCUACAAGGCCAAAUGUGAAUCAAAACAGGUUCCAAAGUGAAUAGUAUCGCUACAAACCUGAAGAUUCUCAUAUUUAUUCAUAGCCUUACAAGACAUUAAACAAAACUUUUCAUUUCACUGUUUUAAUUGCUGUUUUCGGAAGUAUUUAGAUUAUUCUUUGAUCUAUGACCAAGUAUUUUAAAUGAGCAGAUAAAAUGUUUCUAUCAAAUUAUUUCAUCCAUUGUAAAUUAGAUACCAUGUAUCUGUUUUGUAGAAUAGAGGCAAUAAUACUGCUUGUUACAGGCCAGAGGAGGAUGUAGUGAACCUUCUGUGUGGAAGGUGUGACUUAAUCUGUCAUGUAUUAUUUUUCUGAUUGCAAUUUUAAUUUCUUUUUCAUAUUGUUAUCUAUAGGUUGUGCAUAAAAUUGCACAUGGCAUUAUGAUCCUAAAUGACAAACAUUUAAUCAGUCUACUGCGUCAUUAUUCACAUCCACGGUCAAAUGAAAAGGGAGCAACACAGCUGCUGAUUGCCACUACAUUAAAAACCAAUGUGCUGGAGCACAUUCAGUUGGCUACGGUCAUGACUGUAGGAUAUGCAUUUGGUUUGAUCAGGGUCAUUGUGAGCAAAAUGCCAUGUGUAAUUAAAUUAUAAAAGUGAUAAGCAAUAAAGAACAAUUUAGCCAAAAACAUUAUUAUCCUGUUUG
Mobula hypostoma (lesser devil ray) is the source of this 3320-nucleotide messenger RNA. It is a transcript of the gene slc25a48, whose product is annotated as solute carrier family 25 member 48. Gene Ontology annotation, cellular component: mitochondrion. The transcript has 7 exons. The coding region runs from base 299 to 1225 and encodes 308 amino acids. Gene Ontology annotation, biological process: transmembrane transport. The record is from RefSeq and is a predicted model, not a curated record. Lineage: Eukaryota; Metazoa; Chordata; Chondrichthyes; Myliobatiformes; Myliobatidae. Gene Ontology annotation, molecular function: transmembrane transporter activity.